Hevea brasiliensis (rubber tree) is the source of this 2409-nucleotide messenger RNA. RefSeq names its product transcription initiation factor IIF subunit alpha. The coding region runs from base 390 to 1988 and encodes 532 amino acids. Gene Ontology annotation, cellular component: nucleus; transcription factor TFIIF complex. Gene Ontology annotation, biological process: transcription initiation at RNA polymerase II promoter; positive regulation of transcription elongation by RNA polymerase II. NCBI's taxonomy places the organism in Eukaryota, Viridiplantae, Streptophyta, Magnoliopsida, Malpighiales, Euphorbiaceae. Gene Ontology annotation, molecular function: DNA binding; RNA polymerase II general transcription initiation factor activity; TFIIF-class transcription factor complex binding. The transcript is spliced from 11 exons. The record is from RefSeq and is a predicted model, not a curated record.
AAACGCCUUAGCGGCUUGGUGCGACGGUGCAAGUCCCGUGUUUUUUCAGAGAUAGAGUCUUUCCCUUGUUGUACGUUCUAUUCACGUAUUUUUAGAGAAGCUCUGGAUUCAUUCUUAUAAUCCAAAAACAUCCCAAUCCAUUCCUUUCUCUUCUUCGUAUCAAUAGACGAAUCUUUGAGUAGCCGAACUCUUUCGUAUACAAGUACAGUAGUCGCAAUGGGUUGAGAGCUUGCGAUUGCAAAUAUCCAUUUUAAAUUUGCAAUAGUGGAUAUUUGUUUGAGUUUGAAGAAAUCAAAUUAGGAGCAACAAGAAACAGGUUAUUGUGCAGGAAAUAAUUGAAAAAGAAACAGAAAACCAAACACACAUUACUUUAUCAGGGUGGAGGAAAAAUGUCGUUUGAUCUUAUGUUGAAGCCAUCAUGUAGUGGAUGUGGAUCUACCACAGACUUAUAUGGAAGCAACUGCAAGCACAUGACUCUAUGCUUGACUUGUGGGAAAACCAUGGCUGAGAGUCUCGGAAAAUGUUAUGAUUGUGGUGCUACAGUAACUCGCUUGAUUCGGGAAUACAAUGUUCGAGUGAGUCCUGACAACGACAAGAACUACUUUAUUGGUAGAUUUGUGACAGGGCUACCAAGUUUUUCAAAGAAGAAAAAUGCUGAGAAUAAAUGGUCACUGCAUAAGGAAGGACUUCAAGGACGUCAACUAACUGAUGUGUUGCGGGGGAAAUACAAGAAUAAACCUUGGUUAUUGGAGGAUGAAACAGGCCAGUUUCAGUACCAAGGUCAUCUUGAAGGUUCACAAUCAGCAACUUACUACUUAUUGAUAUUGCAGGGGAAAGAGUUUGUUGCUAUUCCUGCCGGUUCUUGGUAUAACUUUAACAAGGUUGCUCAAUAUAAGCAACUUACUUUGGAGGAAGCAGAAGAGAAGAUGAAGAACAGGAGAAAAACUGCCGAUGGUUAUCAAAGAUGGAUGAUGAAAGCUGCAAAUAAUGGAGCUGCAGCAUUUGGUGAAGUGGAAAAGUUUGAUGAUAAAGAAAGUGGAACAUCUGGUGGAAGAGGACGUAAAAAAACAGGUGGUGAUGAUGAAGAAGGCAAUGUGUCUGAAAGGGGAGAAGAAGAUGAAGAGGAGGAGGCAGCAAGGAAAAAUAGACUUGGACUCAACAAACAUAGUGGUGACGACGAUGAGGAAGGUCCAAGGGGAGGAGAUCAUGAUAUUGAUGAUGAUGAUACUGAGAAAGGUGAUGAUUGGGAGCAUGAAGAAAUUUUCACUGAUGAUGAUGAAGCAGUUGGUAAUGAUCCCGAGGAACGGGAAGACUUGGCCCCUCAGGUUCCUGCUCCUCCAGAAAUCAAGCAGGAUGAAGAUGAUGAAGAUGAAGAGAAUGAGGAAGGUGGAUUAAGCAAGUCUGGGAAGGAGUUGAAGAAGCUACUUGGGAGAGCUGGUGGAUUGAAUGAUUCAGAUGCAGAAGAUGAUGAUGAUGAUGAGGAUAUGGAUGAAGAUGUUGGUGUUUCUUCUGUAUUAGCUCCAAAGAAGGAUGCACCAAAGGAGGAACCUGCUGACAACAGUCCUACAAAACCAAUACCUUCUGGUUCUGCUAAAGGGACCCCAUCUACUUCCAAAUCAGCAAAGGGAAAAAGAAAAUUAAAUGGUGAUGAUUCAAAAGCAUCUACUGGUGGGCCUCAAAAGAAGGUGAAGGCAGAAAGUGAAUUAAAACCUACUGUGAAAGAAGAAAGUAUGCCUGCUACCAAAAGUAGUGCAACUCCCAAAGGUGCACCAUCAUCACUGAAAACAGGAUCAACAUCACCUGUCACUGAAGAAGAGAUCAGGGCUGUUUUGUUGCAAAAUGGGCGCGUGACUACACAGGAUCUUGUUGCUAGGUUCAGAUCGCGACUGAAAGGUUCUGAGGAUAAGAAGGCUUUUGCAGAAAUCCUGAGGAGAAUUUCUAAGAUUCAGAAGACUGGUGGAUCUAGCUAUGUUGUUAUCAAGAGAUAGAUGAUCCUUUUUCUGUCUUAUCUUACGGAGCUGCAAAUGAGUUUCUAAGAUUUGGAAGACUGGCGGAUCUAGCUACUUGUCAUUAAGAUAUAGAUUGCCCUUUUUCUUUUGCCAUUUGAGAUAAUCUUACGGAACAGCAAAUGCACCUAUCCGUGCCCCAAACCCAAAAACACACUGAUCUCUGAGCAUCGAUGGCUUGAUGUUUGGAAUAAGCUCCUUAGCUUUUCGGUAUACCAGGGGAAAUUCUUAAUUAGAUUUAGUCUAUCAUAUACCCAAAUGAGAUCUACAAGUAAAAUGGGUGGAACUCCAAUGUUUUUGUAUUGGGUCCAUAAUAGACUAUCUAGGUAAGUUUUCCCCACAACACAAGGAGAUAUGUUCAUGUAAACUUUCUUAGCUAUAAUUAAGAGGUCUUUGCGGUUCA